AUGUCUUCCUACUGUGUCGAAUCAGCAAGAACCACACCUCCCCAGUCCUCAGUAGACGACGAGAAGGACCCAUCUACCCACGCAAAAGUCGAGAAUGCUGGAGAGGUCGUGACACGAACUCAGCAGUGGAGAAUCUUGUCUUCGACGUGCCUGGUGGCGAUCACGGUAAUAGGUCUCAACCAAACAUUCGGCGUCUUCCAAGCAUAUUAUGGGCGUCAAAAGUCUGUCCAGGAGGGCGUACUUGCCGGAGACGACUUCCUAAACCGCCCUUUGAUCUCCACCGUCGGGUCCAUGAGCAGUGGAGGACUCGUUGCCGCUUUUGGAAUAUUCUACUACCCCUAUUUGCCUGUAUUGGGAUGUCAUGUCAGGUCCCUAUGUGCGGCCGCUACCGCCUUUGUCACGCUGGGCUUUUUCGGAGCAUCAAUGAGCCACAAUUUGGCCUCAAUCAUCGGGUGCCAGGGAACGUUGGUCGGUAUUGGGUCUGGCAUCCUUAUUUACGUCCUCGGGCCCAUUCUGCCAGAGUACUUUCCGCAACGAGGCGGCCUAGCUCAGGGUGUCAUGUAUGCAUCUGCCGCUCUGGGGGGCAUGAUAUGGUCCUUCGCGUUGACAGGGCUACUCGAAACGGUCGGUAUCCGCUGGACACUAGGAAGCGUCGCCUUGGUGAACAUGGUCAUCUUGGGUAUUGCAAGUGUGCUCGCUCUCCCACCCCGACGCUUCAAAAAGCGCAGCACGCACAUUAUUGGUUGGAAGACGAUUCGCGAUCCACUUUUCCUCUCUCUCGCGAUUGUGAACCUCACACAACCAUUGGUCUUGACACUUCCCAUGGGAUAUGGCCCUAUUUUUGCAGAGUCCCUUGGAGUCAGCAUCAGCAAGGCGUCAUAUCUGGUGGCUAUCAACUCGGGAGUCGGAGUCCUAGUAAGACCAGGUACCGGCUGGCUGGCAGACAGGUUCGGGUAUUUGAACAUGCUUAUGAUUGCUACUGCCGUGUACUGUCUGGCGACUUUCACACUUUGGCUCCCGGCAGCCACGGUGAGCAACGUGGGACUCUACAUUGGCAUGUGUGUCUUCCACGGGUUGGUCAAUGGCGUUUUCCUCAUUCUCAUCAACACGGCGCAGAAGACGCUGUUCGGUGCGGAGAUGUAUUAUCCCAAGUCUGGCGCGAUGACUAGUAUACGUGGCGUUGGUCUGGUCAUCAGCGCACCUAUAGCCGGCGCGCUGUUGCCGAGAAAAUCCGCCUCGGACCUACAGGGACGCGACUUUACGGGGCUGAUACUCUACACGGGAUUAAUGCUAAUAGUCUCGCUGCUGGCUUUGGGGCAUGUUCGAUGGCUAGAUGCGAAAAGGAACGGAUGGAAGUUGGCGCGCUAG
Pyrenophora tritici-repentis Pt-1C-BFP is the source of this 1368-nucleotide messenger RNA. Its product is annotated as Major Facilitator Superfamily protein. Gene Ontology annotation, biological process: transmembrane transport. Gene Ontology annotation, molecular function: transmembrane transporter activity. Gene Ontology annotation, cellular component: membrane. The record is from RefSeq and is a predicted model, not a curated record. NCBI's taxonomy places the organism in Eukaryota, Fungi, Ascomycota, Dothideomycetes, Pleosporales, Pleosporaceae.